AUGAGUAAUAAUACAGUACACAUUAGAUUCAAGGUGAACUAUUACACUCGAUUGGGUCAAGAAGUUUACAUUUGUGGAUCAUCUGAAGAAUUGGGCAAUUGGGUAGAUGCAGAAGCAAAGAAGUUGAGAUAUGGAGACAAUGGUGAUUGGGAGAUUAUCGUUGAAUUCAAAAAGACUUCUACUGAUCAAGUACUCAACUACAAGUACUUUAUCAUGGACACUAAUGCUGACAAGAUUUGGGAAGGUGGUCCAAAUCGUACUCUUGACGUUUCAAUCUGUGAUCCAUUCUAUACUCAUGAAGUUAGAGAUACCUAUCAAAGUCCAUCAUCUGCUGAAAAUACUUUCCUCAAAUCAUCAUUCUUUAGAGAUGUUUAUUUCAGACGUACACCAGAAGAUGUUAAAACUUACAAUCAUAUUCCAACUAAUUCAAAGGAUAAAGUAGUAGUUAGAUUCCAAGUAAAGAGUACAUGUGUUACACCACAUCAUUCAGUUUAUAUUGUUGGUAGUAAUACAACACUUGGUAAUUGGAGAACAGAACGUGCUAUUCGAUUGGCCGACGACAAUUAUCCAAAUUGGCGUGUCGACCUUGAAUUUACAAAGGAUCAACUCCCAUUCUCCUACAAAUACAUUAUCACUGACGACACGACCAAGUCACACGUGCAUUGGGAGCAAGGAAGCGACCGUUGGUUUACCAGCAGCAUUUUGCAUGCCUCUGACUACUCAAACGCCGUCAAUGAGGACCGUGUCUACUUUUUCAACGAUGGUGAUUUCAAGGAAUCCAACUUGAUCAGAACCUCUGGUGUAGCCGUACCAGUGUUUUCACUUCGUUCCAAAAAAGGUCUCGGUGUUGGUGAAUUCAACGAUAUCAAGGCACUCAUUGACUGGGCCUCUGCCACUGGAAUGCACAUGAUCCAAAUUCUUCCAAUCAACGAUACCUCUGUCUAUUACACAUGGCGUGACUCUUAUCCAUACAGUUCAGUAUCUGUAUUUGCUCUUCACCCAAUCUAUAUCAACAUUGAAUCUGUCUCUAGUGAUCCAGAAAUUCUAUCAAUCAUCAAUCAACAUCGUGAUAAAUUAAAUGCUUUACCACAUAUUGAUUAUGAAUCUGUUAUUACAUUAAAAUUAGAUUUAUUAAAUAAGAUUUAUGGAAAGGAAAAAUCAAAACUUGCAACUGAUAAGGGUCUUUUUGAAUUUGUUCAAGAAAAUGCCAAAUGGAUUAAACCAUACGCACUUUACAUGGUAUUGAGAGAACAAUUCAAAUCUUCUGAUCAUUUCUCUUGGCCAGAACAUAAAUCAAUUGAUAAAGAAACAAUUGAAAAAUUAACAUCAAAGAAUGAAAAGUAUUGGGAAAAGGUACAAUUUUAUUACUUUGUUCAAUACCAUUUACAUUUACAAUUAUUAAGUGCAUCGAGAUAUGCAGUUGAAAAUCGUAUUGGUCUCAAGGGUGAUCUACCAAUUGGUGUAAGCAGACAAAGUGUUGACACUUGGGUAGAACCAGAGUUGUUCCGUUUGAACAUGUCAACUGGUGCCCCACCAGAUGCCUUUGCCGAUGAUGGUCAAAACUGGGGAUUCCCAACCUAUGAUUGGGACAGAAUGAAGUUGGACAAUUAUGGUUGGUGGAGAGCUCGUCUUGGUCAAAUGUCAAAGUAUUUCCAUGCCUAUCGUAUCGAUCAUAUCUUGGGUUUCUUUAGAAUUUGGGAAAUCCCAACUGAACAAUUAACUGGUCUCUUGGGUCACUUUAAUCCAUCCCUCCCAUUAUGGAGAUCUGAAUUAUCAAAUAAUGGUAUUUGGGAUCUUGAUAGAUUAACCAAACCAUAUAUUAGAUAUCAUACUUUACGUGAACAAUUUGGUGAAUAUUCAGAUACAGUUGCAAAGAAAUUCUUAAAAGAAUAUUCUCCCAAUUGUUUUAAAUUAUUACCACAAUUUGAAACUGAAAGACUUAUUGAUACAAACCUUGAAAAAGAUGAUCAAAUGUAUAAACCAGGAUUAUUAAAAUUAGUUCAAAAUGUUAGUUUAUUAAAGGAUCAAGAUGAUGAGAAUAGAUACUAUCCGAGAAUUGAAAUCAACAAGACUACAUCAUUUAAUGAAUUGUCAGAUGAUUUAAAGGCAACUCUCUACCGUAUGUACAUCUCGUACUACUUUGAAAGACAAGAGGAGCUUUGGACUCAGAUCGGUAUGCAACGUUUGCCAGCUAUCCGUGACUGCACCAGAAUGUUGGUUUGUGGUGAGGAUCUUGGUAUGGUACCAAAGUGUGUAGAGCCAACCCUCAAGAACCUUGGUAUCCUCGGUUUGCGUAUCCAACGUAUGCCAUCCGAGAGCGCCAAGGAGUUCUACCAUCCAUCAGAGUACUCUUAUCUUACGGUCAACACUACAUCGUCACACGACAUGUCAACUCUUCGUGGAUGGUGGGAGGAAGACAGAACUCGCUCACAAAACUUUUACAACAACAUCUUGGGAAUGUAUGGUGAAGCUCCCUACUUUUGCGAGCCAUAUGUUACCGAGGCCGUCAUUGUCCAACAUCUUCAAUCGCAGUCGAUGAUCUCUAUCUUCCCAUUGCAAGACUGGUUUGGUCUGUCUUCCGAGCUCUCGUCCCGUGACCCCAAGGAGGAAAAGAUUAACGAGCCAUCCAAUCCAUUCCACUAUUGGAGAUACAGAUGUCACGUCAAUUUGGAAGACCUUUUGGAAAACCAAGAAUUCAACAAGACUAUCCAAAGAUUAAUUAUCUCUUCAAACAGAAAGCUUGAAGAUACCAAUAAUUAA
Cavenderia fasciculata is the source of this 2760-nucleotide messenger RNA. RefSeq names its product 4-alpha-glucanotransferase. Gene Ontology annotation, molecular function: starch binding; 4-alpha-glucanotransferase activity. The transcript is spliced from 7 exons. Lineage: Eukaryota; Evosea; Eumycetozoa; Acytosteliales; Cavenderiaceae. Bases 1 to 2760 code for a protein of 919 amino acids. Gene Ontology annotation, biological process: carbohydrate metabolic process. The record is from RefSeq and is a predicted model, not a curated record.